AUGUAUGCUGAGACUGAUGGGUUCAUCGAAGAAAUUCAACGAACAGACUGGCCCGAUCAGCUACCUGAAGAUGACUUGGAUAUCUUUACAGCUUCAUUGGAUCCGAGCUUUAACAUCAAUUCUGAGGACCUAACAGCAGGCGAUCAGAUGAAUAGUCAUGAUUCUAUGGCAAACUUCUUCGUCGAUGAUCCGAUGGGCGCUGAAGGCCUCGCUCUCUUCAGUCCAGGCUUCAUAUCCCAAGUCAUGGGACACGACACCGCGCAAGAAGACACCAUCGACCCAAGUCUUCAAGCCUCAAUGAACGAAGUAGUCCCCUACCCAAGAAAUAUCACAAGCCCCUCCAUCCUUCCCGAAGAAGCAGAGCCACUACUCCGCCACUACAGACAACACAUCGCCGGCCAACGCUCAACAAUGCGAGCUAAACGCAAGUCUCCCUGGGAGAUCAUAUUUCUGCCCUGUGCUCUCGAGACAUUUGCUGAGCUAUCACUAUGGAACGAAGCUUCUCAUACCCGCUCUUCGAUAUUUUAUACACUUCUUGCUCAUAGUGCGUUGCAACUUCAUAUGUCCAAGGCACCGAAUUCUUUGGCGGCGGAUUGGAAGGAGAUUGGGUUGAAGAAUCAUGAACGAGCGCAGAAUCAUCUGAGGCAGGCGUUGCAGCAUGAAAUGUUUGGGCCGAGACAGGCGAGUUAUAAGGAGCUUUUGAUGGCUAUCCUAGCUAUGGCCAUGACUUCUUUACACAACGGAGCUCGUGCAUUUAGAAUCUUCCUCCUCGAUGCAGAACGCCUCAUCCGCCUACGCGGUCUGGCAAACCAAGCCCAAAACCCCUUCAAAACGCGGCUUCUGCAUCAUAUGUACACUCAUCUCCGAGUCAUUGCAGAGAGUAUAUCCCUCUGGGGUGAACCUCUUCCCGAAAGCUCUUCAGAGAUCCAAGGCCGUGAGCAAUUUCGAACAUUCCGUAUCACGGAAGAGGGCCUGAACAUGGGUCUUGAUCCCGCUCAAGAAAAGACUGAUGAGCUUGGAUACAAUGAUAUUCAUCUUGAAGUUCAAGGACGGUGGACGCAAACACUCUACCCGGUCAUUUAUGGAAUUCCGGAAUCUCUUAUGACGCUCUUGUCACAAACGGUCUCCUUGUCUAAUGAGAAGAACCGUCUUGAGACUGUUGCACGCUGCAACCCUUCAAUAUCAGAAGCUCUCUCCAAGCAUACCAAAACCCUCGAAAACAGAAUCUGGGCAUGGCCCUCAACCCUCGACCCCACAGAGCCCGUCAAAAUGCCCACAGGCGACGAAGACCUCGUUCGCCAUCCUCAAGUUCGCUCAAUGACACUAGCAAUCCACCAAGCGUUGGUGAUAUACUUCUACCGAAGAGUCUAUGACAUGAACGCCAUGAUAUUGCAAGACCUUGUUCGAAAGACGCUGGAGUAUCUCGAGCCGUGCCUGAGCGAGUUGAUCGAUGAUCAGGAUUUUGCUACGAGUUUGGCGUGGCCUGCUUUUGUGGCAGCUUGUGAAGCUGUGAGUCCGGAUUUGCAGGAGCGAGCGUUGAAGUGUUUGGUGGUUACGGAUGAUAAGGGUGUUUAUUUUACGAACAGGCCGGCUGGGGUUGUUGUGCCCUUGAUUUGGGAGAAGAGGAAGCAGUCUGGGGAUUGGACUACAAGUUGGCAGAGUCUUGUACAGGAAAGUCUAGCAUAG
Fusarium musae is the source of this 1686-nucleotide messenger RNA. RefSeq lists its product as uncharacterized. Lineage: Eukaryota; Fungi; Ascomycota; Sordariomycetes; Hypocreales; Nectriaceae. The transcript has 2 exons. Gene Ontology annotation, cellular component: nucleus. Bases 1 to 1686 code for a protein of 561 amino acids. Gene Ontology annotation, biological process: positive regulation of transcription by RNA polymerase II. Gene Ontology annotation, molecular function: transcription cis-regulatory region binding; DNA-binding transcription factor activity. The record is from RefSeq and is a predicted model, not a curated record.